AUGUGGUGGUGCUGUUCUUCUUCCGCUAGUUCAGGACCGAUGGCUGCGAUACGCAAAAAGUUAGUGAUUGUUGGUGAUGGUGCGUGCGGUAAAACAUGCCUCUUGAUCGUGUUCAGCAAGGAUCAGUUCCCGGAAGUGUAUGUGCCGACAGUAUUUGAGAAUUACGUCGCCGACAUCGAAGUGGAUGGCAAACAAGUGGAACUUGCAUUGUGGGACACAGCGGGUCAGGAAGAUUACGACCGAUUGCGCCCCUUGUCAUAUCCAGAUACCGAUGUGAUUUUGAUGUGCUUCUCGGUGGACUCUCCAGAUUCACUUGAGAACAUCCCGGAGAAGUGGACGCCUGAAGUAAAGCACUUUUGCCCUAAUGUGCCUAUAAUCCUGGUGGGAAACAAAAAGGAUCUACGCAAUGAUCCGGCCACUAUUAAUGAGCUACGUAAGAUGAAACAAGAGCCGGUAAAGCCACAAGAAGGUCGGGCCAUGGCCGAAAAAAUUAAUGCGUUUGCAUAUCUUGAGUGUUCUGCCAAAAGCAAGGAAGGUGUUCGUGAGGUAUUUGAGACGGCGACCCGUGCUGCGUUACAAGUCAAGAAGAAGAAGAAGACCAGGUGUUCUCUGCUGUAA
This is a messenger RNA of Parnassius apollo (apollo), 618 nucleotides long. NCBI's taxonomy places the organism in Eukaryota, Metazoa, Arthropoda, Insecta, Lepidoptera, Papilionidae. The record is from the annotation of a GenBank genome assembly.